AUGGUCCAACGGGACGUGCACUACGAUCGUCGGUUCGGUUCCGUCUAUCCGCUAUUUCAGCUACUUGGUUUCUCGCUAGUGCCUCUUCGUGGACAAGCCCUGGCAUCUCUCUACACCCUAACAGCCGUCUUCGUGUCACUGUACAUUGGGGGGGAAAUCCUCGUUAUGCUGUACUCACUAACAACACCGGAAGCCGUAUUCUUUCUCAGUGAUGCCACCGGUACCUUUGCCGACGCCAUUCAGUUUGUGAUCCCGCUAACAGUUCCGCUCGUGUCGUUGCUACUAUCCUUAAGCAAACGAUCCACUCAGAAGCGCAUCGCUGCGUUAAUGGAUCGCAUUGAUCAAUUGUGUGAAGUGCACGGGACCACACCGGGGUGUUUGGAGCGCUUCAAUUACCAGCUCACCCAAGACAUUCUCACCAACAUGUUCGUGUACAAUGUGAUACCGGCUGUGAGCGAGUUCUUCAUAAUAUCACGCAUUGCCGGCAAUCCUGUCUGGUACCGGAACUGGUACAUGAAGGUAUGGUUCUUCAUUCUCAUUCGCCUUGGUGACUCGUUCUUUCUGCUGCACGUGCUAUACCUGCGCAAUCGGUAUCGGUUCCUACACAACGCACUUCAGCUCACCGUCUCGACGAAGGUGAGAGACAUUGCCGCUGAUGCGACUCAUCGUCGCCUACUAUGCCUAAAAGAGAUUCAGAAUCUGCUGAAAGAUCUUACCGGCGAAGUAAGCGAUCGUUUCGGUUGGCAACUGUUCGGGGUGAUAACGAUGCUGUUUAUUUGUACCACGAUCGAUGGAUACUGGAUGUAUGCGAGCCUUCACCACGAUGCGAAUCUUUACAAGGUGGAGUCGUUCCUGUGCGGCAUUUCCCCUCUGUUGAUGUUCUUCGCACUGUUCACCACCUGCCAACGAUGUUUGGACGAGGCAGAAAUGACAUUCUACCAUCUGCACAGUGUGUAUAACCGGGCUUUACCGUGCGAAACGGUCUUAUUGAUUGAGAACUUUUCCAAGCAAUUGCACAACGAACGGAUUAACUUUUCAGCAGCAAACUUCUUCGAUCUACGCCUCUCCUCGUUGACUACCGUGAGUAGUAACCUGAAAUAG
This is a messenger RNA of Anopheles marshallii, 1101 nucleotides long. RefSeq lists its product as uncharacterized. The coding region runs from base 1 to 1101 and encodes 366 amino acids. The transcript has 3 exons. The record is from RefSeq and is a predicted model, not a curated record. Lineage: Eukaryota; Metazoa; Arthropoda; Insecta; Diptera; Culicidae. Gene Ontology annotation, cellular component: axon; neuronal cell body; dendrite. Gene Ontology annotation, biological process: sensory perception of taste.